AUGGCAGAUGUCUUACAACCAGUUGGCGCCCUGCCAGAAGAUAUCAAGACGGAAUUGGAGCUCGAGACGAAGAAGGAAUUAAACGGCAUCGUCCCCGGCGCCGUCCCUAUCCUUGACAAGUACAGCCGAGAAAGUGCUAAACGGUUCCGAAAGGAUGGGUUGAACCAGUUUAUCCCGUACUCAACAUCACAGUACCAAACGUACUUUAGAGACAUCUGGAUAGAUGAAGAUGCCAUGGACCCAGGAGCCAACUCACUUACAGACGGAUCACGUUGUGAGAUUUUGGUCGUGGGUGCCGGCUACGGCGGGUUGCUGGCGGCUGCGAGACUGAUCCAAGCCGGCAUUAAUGUGAACGAUAUCCGUCUAAUUGAUGCUGCCGGCGGUUAUGGUGGGACGUGGUAUUACAACCGCUACCCUGGGCUGAUGUGUGACGUGGAAAGUUACAUCUAUAUCCCCCUUCUGGAAGAGCUGGGGUACAUGCCCAAGCACAAAUACUCUUACGGGCCCGAAUUGAGACAGCAUGCGGAAAACAUCGCCGACCACUUCAAUCUCAGGGACAAAACCCUCUUCCAGGUCAAAGCCGUUGACAUCACCUGGGACAGCUCGAACAAUGACUGGGUCACUAGACUGGAGUCCACACGCCGAGGACAUGAAGGUAACAAGAUCUCCGUGUCAUCUCGGUUCGUGAUCCUCGCUGGUGGAACGUUGAACUGGCCGAAAAUCCCCAAACUUCGCGGACUGGGCAGCUUCAAGGGACACAGCUUCCACACGUCCCGCUGGGACUGGGCCUACACGGGAGGCUGCGAAGAGCAACCAGCGAUGGCCAACUUGGCCGACAAGGCUGUUGGGAUCAUCGGCACCGGCGCCACUGCCAUCCAACUGGUCCCCGAACUCGCAAAGUGGGCGAAACACCUCUAUGUGUUUCAACGGACGCCCUCGGCGGUGGAUGUCAGAGGUCAACGCGAGACCGAUGCGGACUGGUGGACGCGCGAGAUUCACGGCAGGCCUGGGUGGCAGAAGCAGCGACGGACGAACUUCAGCACCUUCACCGCCAACACUAUCCCCCGGCCGAAGAUCGACAUGGUCGACGACGAGUGGACGAAGUUCCCGUCCUACAGUGGGUUGGUAGGGGGUCCAAAUGCGCCUCUGUCGCCCGACGACGCCCCGUCGUACCUGGCCACGCUUAACGAGCUCGAUCUAGCCAGGCAGGAGAAGAUCCGCGCCCGGGUCGACGACAUCGUCGAGGACAGGGCGACCGCGGAGAAAUUGAAAGCUUGGUACCCCGGCUGGUGCAAGCGGCCGUGUUUCCACGACGAGUAUCUGCAGAGUUUUAAUGCUCCCAACGUAACACUCGUCCAUACCGACGGCCGAGGGGUGGACGGCCUCACGGAGAACAGCAUCGUGUUUGACGGACGCGAAUAUCCCGUGGACAUCCUCGUCUUCAGUACGGGUUAUGAAGUUCCCCUGGGUAACAGCCCCGGAGCACGUUUGCAUCUGCAAGUGAUCGGCCCGGGCGGCCAAUUACUCGACGAUAAAUGGGACAAGGGCAUCGCAACUCUGCACGGAGUCCAAUCCAACGGCUUCCCCAACCUGUUCUGGCUGGGCCUCACGCAGACCGGGGCCACCCCGAACCAGACCGCCAUGGUCGACGAGUUGGCGCAGCAUAUUGCCUUCAUCAUUACCGAGGUCGCCAAAGGCGUGGAAAAGGAAGACGGGAACGGCCCGAGGCCUGGCAACCGGUUCGCCUUCACCAUCGAGCCCACCGUCGAAGCAGAGGAUGCCUGGACCGCACAGAUUGUCGCCGGAGCGCCGGCUUUCAUAGCCAUGUCCAAAUGCCCCCCCAGCUACUUCAACGCCGAGGGCGACCUCUACAAGCUGGCGGCUUCUGGGCCGGAAGCCCUGGAGAAAUUGGCACGAGGAAGCAUGUGGGCGAAAGGAUACGAGGAUUGGUUGCGGGUCAUCGGAGACUGGAGGGCUGGUGACAUCCGAAAGGAUCUGAGGGUAGAGCUGCUCUAA
This is a messenger RNA of Fonsecaea nubica, 2016 nucleotides long. RefSeq lists its product as hypothetical. The record is from RefSeq and is a predicted model, not a curated record. The transcript has a single exon. Bases 1 to 2016 code for a protein of 671 amino acids. NCBI's taxonomy places the organism in Eukaryota, Fungi, Ascomycota, Eurotiomycetes, Chaetothyriales, Herpotrichiellaceae.